AUGGGAGGAUUUUCACGAUUGACGGCAUUGGCAGCGCUGGUACCUUAUGCCGCGGCUCAAUUCGUUCCUGCGCCGACCGACUUGAUCACCAAGAAAGGUCAUGCUGGUAUUAAUGUGCGUUAUAAGGAAGUGCCUGCCGGAAUCUGCGAGCAGGAUCCCGAUGUAAAAAGUUACUCGGGUUAUGCUGAUGUUGGGGAGAAUGAGCAUAUUUUUUGGUGGUUUUUUGAGACCAGAAAUGGAGAUCCUUCAGAAGCGCCACUGACAGUUUGGAUCAAUGGUGGGCCCGGCUCAUCUUCAAUGAUUGGAUUAUUCCAGGAGCUAGGUCCAUGUGGAGUUGACUACGAGGGAAAUGUAUACAACAACCCUCAUUCAUGGAGCAACGUGAGCAAUAUGAUCUUUAUUGAUCAACCCACUACAACCGGCUUCUCAUAUACAAUCCCCAUCCCGGGCUACCAGGACGACGAAGGCUAUAUCAUCGAGUUGCCCAACACCACAUGCCCAGACUAUGCCCAGCAAUACGGGACCUGCGGUACGUAUUCCAAACCUGACAUUGCACUGGUUCCAAAUACAACACAGGGUGCUGCUCCAAACAUGUGGAAGACCUUGCAAGGAUUCAUGGGUGCAUUCCCUCAGUACUCAAAGAACGGCUUCAAUUUCGCUACAGAGAGCUAUGGAGGUCACUAUGGCCCAGUCUUCAACACCUACUUCCUGGAGCAGAAUGCCAAAAAGAUCCCCGGUGCAAUCGAUAUCGAACUUGAAAACGUAUUCAUCGGUAAUGGCUGGUUCGAUCCCUUGAUCCAGUACCAGGCAUAUUACAAUUUCUCCGUGUCCCCUGGUAACACAUACGACUAUGAUCCAUAUAACUCAACUAUAAAGGCGGAGUGGUAUAACAACCUCUAUGGAAAGGGAAACUGCGUUGAUCAAACUCUGGAAUGUUACGCCACCGGUCGGAAUGAUAUCUGCUCCGCAGCAGACGACUUUUGCGCGGAUAAAGUCGAGUCGCUUUACGAUAUCUACUCGGGGCGCGACGAAUAUGACAUGCGUGAGCUGAGCUCUGAUCCGUUCCCUUACGUGUUCUAUGUGGACUAUCUCAAUUCCCCGAAGGUUCAAGCGGCGAUCGGCGCAUACCAGAAUUUCUCCGAGUCGUCUAAUACUGUCGGUACUGCCUUUGGAAGUACUGGAGAUGAUGACCGUAUGUCUGGCACAAUAGGAGAUGUGAAGAAGUUGAUAGAAUCUGGAGUCCAGGUGGUUAUGUAUUUCGGCGAUGCUGACUACAACUGCAACUGGCUUGGCGGCCAAGUUAUCGCAAAGGAGAUUAACGCUCCUGGUUACGAAGAGGCAGGUUUCGUAAACCUCACCACUUCGGAUGGGAUCGUUCACGGACAAGUCCGACAGAGCGACUUGUACACUUUUGUUCGAAUUUAUGAAUCUGGCCACGAAGUGCCAUUCUAUCAGCCUCUGGCUGCAUUGUCAUUCUUUGAGAGGGGACUCUCUAGGAAGGAUAUCGCCACCGGAAAGAAGAAGAUGACACAGCAUGGAGGCUAUCGAACUGUGGGAACCCCUACAAGCGAUUACCGAGAGGGGAAUAGCACGAUCGAUUUCAAGGAUCUUCCAAGUAAUGCUACAUAUAACACCACACUUAAUGGACCCAAUCCAUAG
Molecule: messenger RNA, 1659 nt
Organism: Penicillium pulvis
Lineage: Eukaryota; Fungi; Ascomycota; Eurotiomycetes; Eurotiales; Aspergillaceae
Product: Peptidase S10 serine carboxypeptidase
Exons: 6
Coding region: 1-1659 (552 amino acids)
Biological process (GO): proteolysis
Cellular component (GO): fungal-type vacuole
Molecular function (GO): serine-type carboxypeptidase activity
Source: RefSeq, a predicted model, not a curated record